Molecule: messenger RNA, 4760 nt
Organism: Camelus dromedarius (Arabian camel)
Lineage: Eukaryota; Metazoa; Chordata; Mammalia; Artiodactyla; Camelidae
Gene: SIGLECL1
Product: SIGLEC family like 1
Exons: 7
Coding region: 4037-4486 (149 amino acids)
Biological process (GO): cell adhesion
Cellular component (GO): plasma membrane
Molecular function (GO): sialic acid binding
Source: RefSeq, a predicted model, not a curated record
UCAUGUGACGUUUGUCUUUCUCUGUCAGAUUUACUUCAAUUGGUAUGAUCAUCUCUCGGUCCAUCCAUGUUGCUGCCAGUGGCAUUAUUUCAUUCUACAUUAAAUUGUUAAAAAGAUUAGCCUUGUUAAAUAUCUAACUCUGAUUGCCACCAAACCAUAAGCUCCCCCCAGGGCAGGGACAGUACUGUGUCCAGCCUGAUAUUUUCAGAGCCCAGCCUUGGACACAGCACAUAGACUCAGCAAAUCUUUGAAAUGAGCUGAACUCAAGCUCACAGGGAAGAUGCCACCAGGCUCCGCUCUGGCGUCCCAUGUUUUGUUUCCAGCCCAGGCCUCUCUCCUAAGUUCUAAAUCCCCGUGUCCUCCUCGCCAUCUCUCCCGGACUGACCUCAGGCUCCUCGUUUAAUGCAUCCCAAACUGGACUCUGCAUCACCCCUCAAGUCUGCUUCUUAUCACCUCCCCGCCCCACCCCCAGUCCUCCAUCCAGAAUGUGAGAAUGUCCGUCCUUUGCCCUGACUCUCAGUAACUGGCUGAGGAGAGCACUUCACCCUUGUGCCUGGAUUAGCUCCAACUCCUCACCGAGACACAAUUUCUGGCCAGGCCCUCCCUGGAUCUUGUGAAACAGACCCCCUCCCCUUCUUCAUCUCUGGUCUCAAUUUAGGCUCCUCUCUGUCUGUUCCUUUAAGAGGUCACUGUCCGAACCACUUCCUGAAUCAGAUGAGUCUGCAUCUUCUCCUGCCCCAGGGGAUUGUAAGCUCCCCCUGGCCUCUGUAUAAAGUGCCCGAAGGCCCAGCUCCCAGGUCCCUUGGUACUCAAGACCUGGCUUCCAGAAAUUAGCACAACAUUGGAAAUGGACUAUACUUCAACUGAAAAAAAAGAAAGAGAGAGAGAGAGAGAAAGAAAGAGAGGGAGGGAGGGAGGAAGGGAGGAAGAAAGAAAGAAACAAACAAACAAACAAACGAAGGAACGAAGGAAUGAAGGAAGAAAAACCCAAACAAACAAAAAAGACCUGGCUUCCAGUGUGAAGCCUUCUUCACCCUUACCUAUGAUCCAAGGAAAGAUUCUGGAACAACUUCCUCUGGAACCCCGCAAAUUUCAUUCGUCUCUCCAUCAUAGUUUUAAUCCCAGGGCCAAGAGUCUGUCUAAAUUGUAUUAGUGAAGAUGGCAGAAGACAGCUGUUAAAAUUGUAAGCCCCUUCCAAAUAGCCAAAAAGUGGGAAAAAAAUCCAAAUGUCUAACAAGGGGUGAGUGGAAACAAAAUGUGAUCUAACCAUAUAGUGGCAUGUCAUUUAUGAAAGGACUGAAGCAGUGAUCUGCUACAUAAUGGAUAAACCUCGAAAAUAUGCAGGUGGGGGUGUGGGGGCUCCGGGAGGGUAUAGCUCAGUGGUAGAGCACGUGAUUAGCAUGCAUGAAGUCCUGGGUUCAAUCCCCAGUGCCUUCGCUAAAGCGGAAAAAACAUCCUAAAUGAAAGCCAUCAGACACAAAAGGUCACAUUUGUACAAAACAUGCAAAAUAUGUAAUCCUGAGGGACAAGAAGCAGAUUAGGGGCUGUCAGGGGCUUUGAGGAGGAAGGAAUGGAGAGUGACUAUUUAAUGGGUAUAGAGUGUCUUUUUGGGGGUGAUGAAAAAUGUUUUGGAACUAGGUAGAGGCAUUGGCUGCACAACAUUGUGCACAUAAUAAAUGCCACUAAAUUGUUGGCUUUAAGAUGGUUAAUUUUAUGAGAAUUUCCCUUCAUUCAAAUAAUAAUAAUAAUGAUAAUUUAAGCUCUUAAAGUCAUUCUGCCAGGAUUCAAACACCUGCUUCGCCACUUAACCUCUUGCUACUUCCACUUGCUCAUUUGUCAAGUGAGGAUGACAACGUCUCUGAACUCAUUUGGUUGUUUGGAGAAUCCAGUGAAUCCAUGCACACAAGCAUGGCGCCGUGUGCCAGGCUUGGUGAGACUGGUGACCGUCAGCUUUGGGUGCCUGGUCAGAAUGCAGCCAGCCAAAUCCUGCUGAGGUAAUCAUUCGACCUACUAAAUGACCUCUAGGUUUGAAGCUGUAGAUGUGUGGCACCCUGAUCCAGUGGGCAUUCCCGUAGUCACAGGACAAGGAUGCUGACAUGCCAGAUAGCAAAGAAAUAUAAGGCUUAUUUCAAACCUUUACAGCCAGGUUCUCUGUCAAUUCCCUGCUCCCUCACCGCCCAUUCCCAUGAGUCACCAAAUCCCUAAUCUUCCCCCUCUUCUCUGUACCAGCCUGACCUCUCUCCCCCUGACCAUUCAAAAAACCCUCCUCCUCCACCUCUGGGCUCCAGUCUCACCUCGUCCAGCCCAUCACCACCACAUUCGCAGAAGGAGCGAUACCAGCUCCAACUCAGUCCCUCCCCAGCUGAACAUCCUUCCAUGCCUGCCCCUUCCCCUCAAGAUGAACUGUCAACGGCAGUGACAGUUAUUCAGGAAUUUUCACACUCUCACCCUCAUCUAUUCUACCCACCUCUCUCAGCCACCACCUUCACACAUCUCAGCCACAUGCCUGCCACUUCCUGAAGAUCUCAUGCCCCGUCCUUUCUUUCCAAUCUUCAUUCACAUGGUUUCAUCCCACUGUAAUAUUGUCCCCUUUUCCCAUCUUUGCAGUCCAUGCUUAUCCUUUGAGAUCCGGCUCCAAUAUCCCCUCUUUAGACAAGCUACCUUCCCUGUCUACAUUCCUGCCACCCCUACCCUGCACUUUCCCGUGGAAUGGGUUAGAGCAUGGUUUAUCCGCCUCUGCACUGUUGAUAUCUGGGCAUUUGAGGUUGAAUGCUGCUCUGUCGUGGGGGCGUGUCCUGUGCAUUUCAGGACGUCAAGGAACAUCUCUGGCCUCUACCCAGGAGAUGCCAGUAACUUCCCCUGCCCAGUUUUGACAACCCAAAAUGUCUCCAGACAUUGCCAAAUGUCUGUGGGAGAGAAAAAGUCCCCAGCACCGGCUGAGAACCACUGAGUCAGAACCUCCUCCUCUGCACUUGCACAAUGCUUCAAAGAAUGGCCAGCUUUCUCCAGUUCUUCUUUUCAAAGUCACUACAAACACCAUUUCUUCACUCCUGUCAAUUCCACAACAAUUAAGUGCAUUUCUGUUUCUUUGAAUUGCAUUCAUGAGGGGAGUUUUGGGAAAUUCCUAUAUUGGCUCUUGAUUUCUUUGUUCCUCAAUUUUUUUUUUAAUUCCCAAAUUGUGUACUUACACUAUGCUAAGAAUAACAACAGGAAGAAGAUAUGGUUCCUGCCUCAGAGGAGUUCAAGUUCAUGGGGUGGGAUCUGGGGAAGGAACAGAAAUAUUUAGCCUAUUCAAACACAGUGUGAUGAGGUUCCUAUAAAGAUGAGCAUAGGGUAUUGAACAGAUAGUUACCGCUCAUUGUCUGGGGCCCCAGGGCAAGAGUUCUGACUUCUGCCUCAGGGGUGGGAAGAGACAAAAGGCUUCUCAGCUCUUUUUCCAGCUGCACCUUGAGGGAAAAGGAGGAGUUGUCUGAGCAGAGAAGAAGAAAAGCAGCCCAGGUAGUUGCAACAUCAAGUACAAAGCAAGGAGGUGGGAGAGGACCUGGCAGCUGUUUGGACAAGAGCAGUCAGUGUGCAGUAGCUGGAUCCUGGGGUGAAGGAGACAAGAAAAGCUCCUGAGAAGAAAACUGGCGCCUAAAUUUCCAUGACACCGCUCACCACUACUGAUUGGCUCAAGCCCUCAAGAUUGGUUCCACCCCCCCCUCGCCACGCCCCCCACUGGUACUUUCAGCUCCUGAUUGGCUCCGGAGGCUGUGCAUCAGUUCCAAGAGGCAGCAUAUGGAGGUCAGUCAUCCAAACCUCAGUCCUGCCCUUAGCAAGUCUGGAAAGCCCUUUGCCUCAUUUACACUCUGCUGAGGAAACAUCCAGACGGAGGUGUGCUGAAGACAAAGACUGUCCCGGAGCCCUGGGAACAAGAGACGAAGCCCGACAGCCUCUCACUUCCUCAUCCCUUCUGAACCAUACGGUCCUGGUGUCGGACCCAGUCCUGGAAAAGGCCUUGGGCCUUCCCUGCUCCUGAGGACCAUUGCUGCUGCAGAUGGUUCUGCCACGGCUGCAGCUGGCGCCGGCCAGGCUGCUCCAUUCCUCUUGUUCCUUGAAGAAGACACUGCAGUGCAGCUGCUCCUUCCAUGGGAUCCCCACGCCCUCCGUGCGGUGGUUGAUGGCAGGCCCUCCCGUGGGUGUGAACGGCCCGGACAGUGGCCUCCAGGUGACUUCCCUCAUGCUUGGCCCCUGGGCCAACAGCACCAUCAGCCUCACCGAGCAGCCAGAAAUGGGCACAAGCCUUCUCUGCGAGGGCAAGAACCCAGAGGGAACCUAUGCCUUGAGCAUCCUGCUGAUGUCAGGAAAGAGUUCUCUGGUUCCCCAGACCUUCAUGGACGGGCUGAUCCAGGGCGUUUUCUACGGAGCCAUUGCGAUUACACUGCUCUUCCUUUGCCUCGUCCCACUCAUGACCCAUUGCCCUAAGCUUCCAGGAGAAGCAAGAUAAGCUGGACCUGACGAAACCUAUGAAAACGACGUUCACACCUGGAGUCCCCACCACCUGGGAACUGCCAGCAUCCACAGCAGCUUUAGAGAGCCCUGCAACCCUGAGCUCUCGAACAGACUCGGAGCCCCGGAGUCUCCUCAGCUCACGGAGCCCUCUCAAGCCUCGUCUGUCCCUCUCACUGGCUGUCUAUUGAAUAGGGUUCCUCUUGGACCUGGUCUUUGAACCUUGGAAAGCAAACUCCACGAUCUGUUGUUUGGGUGAGCCGGAAGAAAUA